Messenger RNA from Acipenser ruthenus (sterlet), 3314 nucleotides. RefSeq names its product ADP-ribosylation factor-like protein 4A. The coding region runs from base 312 to 914 and encodes 200 amino acids. Gene Ontology annotation, molecular function: GTP binding; GTPase activity. Lineage: Eukaryota; Metazoa; Chordata; Actinopteri; Acipenseriformes; Acipenseridae. Gene Ontology annotation, biological process: intracellular protein transport; vesicle-mediated transport. The transcript has 2 exons. Gene Ontology annotation, cellular component: cytoplasm. The record is from RefSeq and is a predicted model, not a curated record.
GGAUUUGUUGGGGGUGGGGCUGAUCUUGCGGAUGGAAAUGACCAGAAACGAGUUUUGUUCUACACAGCGCAUAGCACAGGGGAUCGUAAUGGAUAUAGCAGUGCUGGAUGACCAAGUGGAUAAUGAAUUAUUGCAGAGAUUUUAAGCAAUGCUGAUAAACUAAGAUGUAACCCAUUUCAUUUUAACAGGGUUAAGUAAGGUAUUGACGUUUCUACCCACUGAAGAUUAUUGAGAAUUAUUGAACACACAGAAGAGAGUGUGAAGUUGCUUUUUCUGUUUUAAACCACUCAUAUUUAAACUGAAUCUCCAAGAUGGGGAAUGGAUUAUCAGAACAGAGUCCCAUUUUGUCAAGUUUUCCGUCUUUUCAGGCUUUCCAUAUUGCUAUUCUGGGCUUGGACUGUGCAGGGAAAACCACAGUUUUGUAUCGACUACAGUUCAAUGAAUUUGUUAACACUGUCCCGACGAAAGGAUUUAACAGUGAGAAGAUCAAAGUAACUCUGGGAAGUUCCAGAACAGUGACUUUCCACUUCUGGGAUGUGGGCGGCCAGGAGAAGUUAAGACCUCUGUGGAAAUCAUACACAAGAUGCACGGAUGGCAUCAUUUUUGUAGUAGACUCUGUGGAUGCAGAAAGGAUGGAAGAGGUCAAAACAGAAUUGCAUAAAAUAACAAAGAUAUCUGAAAACCAAGGCGUGCCCAUUCUGCUAAUCGCAAACAAACAGGACCUAAGGAAUUCAUUAACUCUUUUAGAGAUUGAAAAAAUGUUAGCACUACAUGAACUAAGUUCCUCCACCCCUUGGCACCUGCAACCCACAUGUGCAAUCAUAGGGGAUGGACUCAGAGAAGGACUGGAGAAACUUUAUGAAAUGAUUGUAAAACGGAGAAAGAUGUUAAGGCAGCAGAAAAAGAAGAGAUGAACUGCAGUUUGCAAGUGAAGCUGUAUUUCUGAUGUUGUUAUUUGCCAUGAGUGGAUCGAGGGUCACUGUUUUAGUCAGUUGACUGAUGUCAUGCCUGCAGUAAGUGGUUACAGCUGAAGCUCAGUUAAUGCUGUGCAAGCUGUAUCGAUGCAUGAAAGCUGUCCAGAAACUGCUAGUUCUACUCAUUGUUAUCAUUAGAUCAUAGAACAAAUACUAAAUGUACCUGUUCAGUGUUUCAUUAGAUGGAAAGAAUGUUAUUCGCAGAUAAGGCCAAAGUGACAAAGUAAAAGGUGAAGGUAUAGUGGUCCCAUUUUAUGAGGACAAAAGGCUUGACACUUUUUUUAGUGUUGAUUCUUUUUCAAAUUAAUAUGCCUUUUGACUUAUUUCUCAGUGAGCACAAUGCUGGUAUCUACCAAAAGCCCUCUAUAUUGAUUAUUAAAAAGACUUGCUGCUACCCAUUGAUCAUUAGAUAAUUUGAAUAGAUACUAUAUUGACACAUUCACGUGUCUGUUGUGAGAUUUUCUUGGAAUUGUAUGAAUCCAUAAAGGCUUGCAUGAGAAUCGUAUUUUUCUGAAGUCAAAAGUAUGGGCUAAAUCUGAAGGGAUAAAAAAGCAGCAGACAUUUUUUUGAUGUUGCUGUUUUAUUUUAAAAAAGGUCAAUAUUCCUAACUGCAAAUAGAAAGCAUACAUUCUCCUGAUUACUGGGUAUAGUGUAAUAAGAACAUGUAACAGAUUGGUCUUUUGCAAUACAAAGUUGUACUAAACUUGACUUUUGGCCACUGUGAAAGCUAGAAUGGUUCCAUGCUGUAUCCUUUUCUUAUUGAGCUGAUCAAUAAAAGGGGGUGUAAGUCUUAACCAAUGAACAUGUCAAUGUAAAGAAAGGAAAAUAAGAAAAAAAUCUGUUUUUAUGUAUUUCUUUUUUUAAAAAGCAAAACAAAAGUAUAGCUACUUGGUUUUUGCUUGCACAAAUCUAUUUGUAUUGAGCUGCCUGACGUUCAAACAUGAAAAUUGUGCCUAAUUAGGUUUUAUUGUAGGUAAUGUGCUGUACUUGCUUAGUCCUUUUCCGUUUAUGCUUUCACCCUCUGUGUUUCCACUUGCUUCCUUGAGAAAUGGAUUAGGACUGGUAUUGUACUCUCAGUCUCAAGAUUGUGUAUUUGUACAUCUGUACCAAUUCAAAACAGCUGUAUUGUAAAUAUGCUUCCACAUAGGGAUGGUAAUUUAGAAUUGUUUCCUGUUCGAAUACACAGGGGCCAACAUUUUCGUGUAUUCGAAUACCCGAAAUAAAGAAUAAAAGGCAAAUACAUAUGUGUACUACAGCAGACAUCGUAAAACGUGUAAGCCUCUAAAGUUUAAGUUCACUCUUCGGAGGAGCUGGCCGGGUUCACGAAGUGUACAAACAAUGUCCAAGAUGAGAUUUCUUUCCAAAGUUACUUGGUUUAUUCAAUAGCCUGUAAAUAAUAAUAAUAUGAAAAAGUGAACAUACCUGGUUGUACUUUAUGGUCAGUGCAAAUGUUGACGUUACUCAGAAAGUCAACAGUAGAUGUUUUACAUUAUACUGCAGUCCACAGAGUUAAAAAUAAAUAAAUAAAAAAUACUCCACGCUGUUUUCUCAGGCAUUGUGGUGUUCUGCUUAGUAUUUAGUAUGUAUUUAUAUUCAACAUAUAGCUAAAUUAGCAUUCUAAUUUAAAUGUUACUGAAGUUAGGCUUCCUUUUUAGUACUUGCUACAUCCAUUUGUUUACAAAUUUAAAGUUAGCUGGGGCCGUGCUCCCGGAAGUUGUAUCAUGACUGCCUAGCAACAGCGGCUGUGUGCUGUCAUUACAGGGGAAGACAAGCAGGGGAUCUGUUAACAUUAGCUGAAAACAAGGCAACAGAAUUGGCAACAAUUUCAAACAGAAUGUGUUUACUGUAGAAUUUUGCUGUUACAAGCAUUGCAUGAUUAAUUAGCCCUUACGUAUAAUAUGCCUCAUUCACAUGAACGCACAGGGUUUGACACUGAUUUUGAACACUUGUCAAGCAUCAGAUGUGUUUGCUUCUACUAGUAGCUAACAUAAGUCUUUUUUUGUGUACUUGAAUAUGUAAUAUGCUAUUCGAAUAUUUUUUUAUUUUCAUGUAAUCAUGUAUGCGACUACACUGACCCAUCCCUACUUCCACAUUCUACAAAGAUAUUUAAAAUGCACUUUAGUUGUCUGUUUUCUGCAUCUAGUAACAUCAUUUUUAUGGAGUCUGAUAAUUUGUAUUUAAAGAGCGUGAAGUAGCUUCUAAAGGAGCUUACAUAAAUUAGUUACAUGUUGUUACCAUCUGCACUAGUUGCAUUGAAGUCACUGAAUGGGUAAUGUUUAUAUUUAUAUCAAUUAGAAAAAAUGUUAGAUCUUAAUAAACAACUAUACAAAUGAACUCAAA